AUGAAGAGUUCUCUUAAAAUGUGCCUGGGCCUGGUGGUGCUCCUGAUUUGCAUGCUCUCGGGCAAUGCAUCGCUGGAGAGGGAAAACAAUGAAGUGAAUAACUUGGCGAAUCACAAACUCAGCGGAGUUAUACAGUGGAAGUACGAGAAGCGACCCUUUUGCAAUGCCUUCACAGGAUGUGGACGCAAGCGUACUUCGUAUCCCUCGUAUCCGCCCUUUUCGCUGAUAAAACGCAACGAGCUUGAAGAAAAGCCCUAUAACAAUGAGUAUUUGUCGGAGGGACUGAGUGAUCUGAUCGAUAUCAAUGCCGAGCCAGCUGUGGAGAAUGUGCAGAAGCAAAUAAUGUCCCAGGCGAAGAUCUUCGAGGCCAUCAAGGAGGCCAGCAAGGAGAUCUUCAGACAGAAGAGCAACAGACAGAAAAUGCUGGAGAACGGACAGCGGCUACAAAUGCAGGAGGAGCGUGAGAAUAUUUAAAGGCCAACGAACUGACGACCCCCCCACGCCAACCCGCCACGACACCACAUCGAUAGUUAUCACAACGGUUCUGUUAUUGUAUAUAAUACAUACAUACAUACACUAUAUAUCUAUAUAUUUGACCCUGAAUUAAGAGAGAGAUUCUACAUUGAAAGCAUCCAAUAAAAAUUGUUGACUUGA
Messenger RNA from Drosophila persimilis, 654 nucleotides. RefSeq names its product cardioactive peptide (gene CCAP). The transcript has 3 exons. The record is from RefSeq and is a predicted model, not a curated record. Lineage: Eukaryota; Metazoa; Arthropoda; Insecta; Diptera; Drosophilidae. Bases 1 to 474 code for a protein of 157 amino acids.